GUAGAGCUGUGCAUGAUGUGUUUUUGUUUGGUGCUGCCUUCAAUCCCUGCAGCGUUAUAAAACAACCUGCCUUUCGGGGUGAAGGGUGUAGGCCCAGUCCGUGGCCAAAGGAAACUUUCUGGCACAAUUACAUUAAGGCAUGUCCAUGUAUUGAUAGACAAGUGAACUGGAGAGGGAACGCUUCCAGUCUUGAAGGAAGAGCAGUGAAACUCACAGCUUGUUCACCAUGUCUACAGCUUUCAUCUCUGUUAUUAGUUGUCUCAGCUGUUCUGUUGGGGAUGCAUAGAUUUCUCACUGUGGUUUAUUCUUUUCAGCAAGGAAAAACACGCCAUGCCUUCCCCAUCCUUAGAUUUGAGGCCAGACCAGCUCCUUUCCUGGCACUGUGCUGUUGUCGGCUGGGAAGGAUGGUCCCCUUUACAUGGGCAUUACCAGGCUGUGGCACUCAGGGCAUGGAGGCUGGAUCUCCUCCUUCAGAGCUGCCCUUGGGAUGCGCCAAAUGAAAGGAGGGAGAGGGGCUCUGCACCUGUCCCCCUUGCAUCCUUGCAAGGACAACUGGCAUGGGAUGGAAGUGUAUCCAGGCAUGGCUGAGCUCUGAGAUGUGCUGUCUUUAGGCAGAAUGGCUCCUCAGCUCACCCUGGAGAGCUGCAGGUCCUCACCUGCCUCGGGCGCUGCUGGUUGGGGUCCCUGGUGAUGGAGGUGCCUUGUUCCUUUGUGUGUUGUGGGGUAAAGAUUCUACAGCUUCUCAUGUGAAGGGAAAGGAGGAGUUAAAAAUGUCCUUUUUCCUUCUCUGGGGCAGGGUAGCCGUAACAACCAGCAGUGGAGGGUUAAAGGGACCUCUAAAUAAGCUGAAUUUGAGUGAUUUUUUUUUUUCUUAUAAAUAAUAUCAGUAAGAGAGAAAUUAACAUAACUUAAGAAAUUUCAGUGAUUAAAGAUCUCUGUAAGAGGAAAAGCAGAAUUACCUACAUUGCAUAAUCCAAAUCAAGAAGUCUUACUAUUGAAAUUGCUCAUGCAGCCUUAAUUUUAUCUCCAGACAACUGCUUACUUUAAGUAACACUAAGUGACCUUACAGUUAAAGAUUUUCUAAGAAUAUUACAUUAUACCUUUUCCCCUGUAGAUACAGAUCCUGUAAGCACUGUCCUCUUGUAUAUGACAAAUCCCAUUUGUGACAGUUGCAAGAAAAUGUGAUGCAAUGAAUGCUCAUGCAAAAUUAAACAGAUUAAUCUUAAUUGCCAUUUACUGUACAUCUCUUUAUGUUGCUCUAUGAUGUAUUUGGCUAUAAUUUACUCUCAUUUUAAGGUAAGAGGCCCAUUAUACUCGUGUAAAUAAAACUCUGAAAUCAGCUGGCAUGCUUACCUGCUUGCAUAGUUGAUUUAAACUGCCUUGAUAGGCCUGUAUUAUGAUGUAUUUAACCAACAUGAAUAUGAACUUGUUCCAUCUGUAGUCCCACAGAAAUUAAUUAGACUGUCUACGGAGUACUAGUUGAGGAAAAUAAUGAUAAAAAAGUUGUCUUCUGUUCUGUUUAACCAGGGUCAUGUGUGCUGAAAAUAGGAGAGGGAUUAGGUAACGCUACAGAAUUUACACUGCUGGUGGAUGAUUUGCAGCACCAUUCCUGUGUGUCCUCUUCCUUCUUUGUGGCGGAUUCCAGCUUUGAAAUUUUGCAGAGCCCUGAUGGUGGAGGAAUAAUAUAAACAUGAAAACUCAUGGUGGCUCUGUUACUGCCUUAAAACAUUGUCCCCAAGCCGCUUCAUACUGCCCUUUUUUUAUUAUUAUUAAUAAUUUCUAAUUUUUUCCUUACUUGUAGUUAUUAGGAAUAAGUGAGCUGUCUCCAGCCUUGUAUUAGAGUAAGUUUGGGUUUGAGAGAAACAUUUCAGAAGUGUUUUUGUCACUUGAAUGCUUUAGUCCCAUUCAUUCAUUUAAAUUAUGUUUCCUUUUUCCUAAUAGAACAUAGAUCUCUCUGGGAAGAGAGAUCCAAAGAUAAUACAGUACCUAAAAUUGCAGGCAUCAACUGGGAUUUUCCAUAGCUUGAGUGUAGAAGGUAUUUAUCUUCAGCUAAUUUUAGCAGAUUGAAAAUCCAGGAAGUUAUCCCAGAUAAAUGCUAUCUGCUUCUUCAGGUUCCUAAAUGCCUUUGAGGUUCCCAUUUUCAAAAGUAAAAGGGAACAAAAAUCUUUGGUGGCAUUUAAUUUACUUUUCCCUAAUUUUCCACAAGUGUUGUUUUAAAAUGCAGAUAUGUCUUAUUAUUUGUUUAAACAAAUGAACAAAGCCAAGAGCAUAAAUAUGGUUGGAACCAACGCAGCCCUAGCUGCAAAGGCUAAGAUAAUGCUUCCCUUGAUCCCACUGUGGCACUGAACAGGAUUUGUUAUGAUAAGAAGCUAAUAAGACAUUAACAAAAGGAGCUGUGCCUUAAUUCAUAAUGUGACUGCUCCGUAUUAUUCUAGGGAUGUUCAUCUGGGCCAUAGAUGUGAUUUAUAAACUUUAAUUAAAUAAAUCUCUCAGAACCUCUUGUUGGAAAUGUAGAGCUAGUUCUAAUAACUUGAAUUAACUGAGAAAUAAUUGAAUAAAGGUUAAUAUGAGAUAAGUUCUCCAUUUUGCAGAAGAAGAUGUAGCUUUAAAUGUUGCAUUGGUUGUAGUUAGUAAUGGAAAUGUGAAGAAUAGCUCAAGGUCAUUCAAGAAGACCAUGGGAGAGAGCAGAGCCCUUGGGAGCUGACUGUACAACAAGGUGUGCUCCAGCUCAUUCCCACUCUUUCUCUUUUGUUGACUUACUGAAGAAAAGCUUUUCCUCAGGAAAGUAUCUGAAGAAGACUCCUCCUCCUUCAGCAGUAGCAUGCCCAUAGUCUUCCUGGCCAAUGAUUCUUCUACAGCAAGCAGGACUUCUUCCUCAUCCUGAGAAGCCUUCAUCCCUUCCUAUGUCAGUGGCUACAAGGCCAAGAGCCACCUCACCACUGUCCCCACCAAAGUCUCUCGGACUGGGGCCUUCCUUUCAUCACACGCAAGAAGAGGAGCUUGCCAAGGUGGUGGAGCAGGACCCUAUGCUGGAGGAACUAUGUAAGCCCCUGUGCUGUAAGCUUUGCAAUGUCACUCUGAAUUCAGCCCAGCAAGCCCAGGCUCAUUACCAGGGUAAAAACCACAGUAAGAAACUCCGGAAUUACUAUGCUGCCAACAGCUGUCCGGCACCUGCCAGGAUGAGUAAUUCUGUUGAGCCUGCCCCACCUCAGGUUGUCUCCCUUCCAACUCAGAUGGGAUCCGGUAAACCAGGUGGCCGAGUGAUUUUGGCUACAGAGAAUGAUUACUGCAAGCUUUGUGAUGCCUCAUUUAGUUCUCCGGCUGUGGCACAGGCUCACUACCAAGGCAAAAAUCACGCCAAGCGGCUGCGUCUUGCAGAGGCACAGAAUAACUCAUUCUCGGAUGCCUCUGAACUAGGCAAACGAAGGGCAAGGAAGGAGGGGAAUGAAUAUAAAAUGAUGCAGAACAGAAGAAAUACAUAUACGGUUCAGAACAAUACAGGUCCCUACUUCAACCCCCGCUCGCGCCAGAGGAUCCCCCGUGACCUGGCCAUGUGCGUGACGCCCAGCGGCCAGUUCUACUGCUCCAUGUGCAACGCGGGCGCCAGCGAGGAGAUGGAGUUCAGGCAGCACCUGGAGAGCAAACAGCACAAGAGCAAAGUGUCUGAGCAGCGCUACAGGAACGAGAUGGAGAACCUGGGCUACGUCCAGUGACGCGCCACCCUCGGUAGUAAUUUGCAACUAGAGCAGCUUGUCUCUCGCCUGCUGUUUGCCACAUGCCCUGCUUUGUGCUCCAUUGGGUAGGAGUAUGCUCUCGAGCUGUACAUGUAACACCUGCAAACUUACUGGUAUGGUUAGAUUUUUUUUCUGUCAUAGUUGGCAGGAUGACGCUGUGCAGGACAUGAAGUGUUUUUGGUGUUUGUUUGCUAAUUAUCUAAGGCUCUUCAUUGUGUUGAGUGGCGGGGAGGAACUGUGUCUUCUCCCCAGCCUUCUGCAUGAAUAUGCAAAGCCCAAGAAGUGCUGGGAACUUCUGUGGUUCUACCACAUGGGUGGACCAUGUGCAAAGCCCACUCCCCUCUUGGCAUACCACAGAGCAGUGCUCCAGAAUGCCUCCCUACAGCAGACUGAAUCUCUGGGCAGCUUGUAAAAGGGGCAGGAGUAGGGCCUGUGAAUGUGUGAAUUAGGUGGUGUACUUGUCCACACUUUGCUGCUUCUGGCCCCCAUUACAGUCCAGAGUAGAUUUUUUCCACAUCCUUGUAGAAAGGCUGUGCAUACCUCUUCUCCUUGGAGGGUCUUGCCUCCUACUGCUUCCUCUGCAGUGCAGAUUCCAUUCUGAACAUCUGAUGUGGAUUUCAGCUGAUUAGCCCCAUUCAGAAAUAAUCUUCUACUCUUGAUAUUGUUGCCUGGACACCUUAAUAUAACAUGAGUGUAGCUCAUCUCCCUGAAGAGAGACUCUGGGGAUCUCAGUGGUUUAAUGAAGUGAACUGGAAAGCAAACCUGCUCAGGUAAGAUGUGCUGUGCUCUGAUUCUGCCUUAGACUGAGUCAGGUUGAGAAUAGAUGGAAGGAACUGUCAGCUGUAAUUUCUUUGCAUGUUGAUGUAGAAGAGAGCAAGAGUUGUUCUCUGGCUUGCAGUCCUUGCUCUGGAAGAACAGGGCUGCCUGGACUCUGGGUAGCAGAUAUGGAUGUGUCCCACUUCCAUGCCAUUCCCUGGGCAAAGCCUAAUGGGUGUUUAUAGAGCAAUGAUGAAACUUCUAGCUUUGAACUAGUGUUACCAAUAUUGGUUGACUUCUUCCCCCUCUUUCUUUUUCCAUCUCAGGAUGGGUUUUAAUUCCAUUCCUUGAUGUGAACUUGAUUGUUCUAGGGACCAUCAAAAAUCCAAAGUUAUGUAGGAUUUAAAUGUCAGGGUGAUGAUUGUUUAAGUAACAGCUUUUUGGUCUCAUGGAAGUAUUCAAGAAAAUUGUUCCGCAACUUUUUAAUUGUAGACAAACUCAAAAGGUGUGUGUGUUUGUUUUGAUAUUCCUUAGCAGAAGUAGGAAGGGGGUAAAGAGCAGAAGUAGGGCUGUCAAUUAUUAUUCUGCUUGUUUGGGUAGAUGUGAGGAGCUGUGAUUGGAGUCCAGUUCACAGUGUCAUUAAAACAUGGUCUCCAGUGGCAAGUGCAGCACGUAGGUGGCUUUUGUUGGACCUGAUCCCCCACUGUGCUGCUGCACUGACUUCAGUGGCAGGUGCAGAGAGAGGGUCUGGGAAGCACUGUGGCUCACCUCUCAUCCUUCUUCAGGCACCUGGAAUUAGAUGCAGCUCCGUUAGUUUCAGUAGGAUUUUACCAGGGAUAAAUUGUACCUAGUGCGUAGUGUUGAUGGUAGCUCCCCCGCCUCCUUUUAUUGCCAUUCUGAUCCUGCCUCUUGCAUUCCAGAAGGACUUUCUGCUUGCCUUAAAAAAUGAAGAAUGAGUAACAAAAAAAUCCAGAUAGUCUUUAUUCAUCUUCCUAGUCCACCUUCAAAAGGUUUGUUGCACUUCACUGCUCCUCAGAAAUUGAAUAUUGUUUUCUUCGGCUCCCUGAGUGUGCAUCAGGGAGCCAUAUAACCUGAAUGCAGCCUUCCAAAAUCCAGGCAAGGUGAGUGCUUGCAAAGUAGUUGAAAGCAACCCCCUAGAUCAUUCCACACUGAUCCUUGCCCUUCAGAUAGAGGCAGAGAAUCCCUCAUGAAUGGGAUUCCUUCCCCUCCUUUGUGCAAAACUCAGUUAAAUGGGGUUUAUGCCCUGGAGCAGGUAGAACCAUGUUGUAGAGCACUCACUGAAUAGUUCUGACAGCUUUGUAAGUCUGUUUCUUCUGUGCUUUCCUGCCCCUGCCUCACUCUGCGUAGCCUUGAAGAACAUUUGCCUUUCCAAAAUCUCUCAUCAGCUUUUCCCCCUCAUUGUUUGUAUUGACAGAAGGGCUCUGGUUUUCUCUUUGUGUCCUGUCCUUUGGUUUGCCAGUCUGACACCGCUGUCCAGAGUGACAGAGGCAGUUAGAUGAGCCUUACCACAAUGUGCUUCAGCACAGUGAUCCCUGCAUAAUGGUUAAACAUCCCUCUGGCUGUAAAUUAAAGCGUGGCAUUUCCCACUGUCUGCAAUUAGCAGCAGAAAAACAACCCUUUGUGAAAUACGAGCUGGAGGAGCUGUAGGUGCUGGUGCUGUCUGGCUUAUUGCUAGGGAUGAGGAGGCAUUUUUGCUUGUUUUCACAUGUCCAAAAAAUCAGCUGCUCACCACUUACCUUUGGUUACUGCCUCUACUCCAGCCAUCUGCUCCUCAUCUGGCAUUUCCAGUGACUGCUGCAGGUGUCCAAACCCGGUUUGCUCCAGCUGUGCAGAUGUGCCACAGCACAGCCAUGUGCUGGUGCUUUUGGGAGGGACAUGCAGGGGGUUGUUCUUGCAGGCCCUCUCUGCUUGGGGCCCAGUCUGGUUUGGAGUGGUGGCUUUAGUCUGCCCUAAAUCUGCUUUGUUCUGUUCAAGGGAGUGCAAGUGGAUGUGGUCAUCCCAGUGAUUUCAGAGUGGUGGCUUGUAGAGCAGGCUGUAGAGCAGUGGGACUCAAGUGGCAGGGUAGGACACAUUUCCUCCAUGGAUUGCUGGGAGAAGCAGUUGAGACUCAUUUUGCCCCAGUGCUCUGUUGUGGCCCUUCCUGCAAGUGGCCAAAGCUUUCCUUUCCCUCCCUUGGCAUUGCUUAAUGGCUCGUGAUCUUCCCACUCCCCUUUCAGCAUAGGAAGUUGCUGGCUGCAAAGAGAAAACACCCAACCUCCCCAUUAUCCCUAGGGUUCAGGACAAUCCAAACUCAUUAUUGUCAGCAUUAGAUCCUGAUUUUAUUCCUUUUUGUGAAAGGCAUUGUCCAAAUCAUUGUUCAAAAAAUACUGAAAACAGUUCUGAGCAAACCCUUUUGACACUGGUGGUCUGGGGAGAACACUGUACAGCUGAAGUGCCAUUUUCCAGACCCAGUUAACCUUUUUCUCAUGUUAAACCAAGUACCAAACCCAAGAAACAGGACUUCUGUGAAGCUGUCACAUUGGCCAGUAGGUUAAUGACCUUUGCUGCUAGAAACAAAAUGUAAAUCAAUAUGUUCAUAUUUAUUUUACUGUGCUGACCACUAAUUGAUUUGUUAAUAUUUAAGGCAUUAUGCUGUAGGUUGUUUUUAAGUGGAAAAAUUCUACAUAGCACUUUGCUUUUGGAUCAGAACAAUUAUUUAUUGUAUUUGUGAAAAUGUUUUUCCUCCCACAUAGCUAUUGUUUUCUUUCCCUUGAUGCAAAAAACUCAACCAAACCCAAACAGCAAAACCCACCCCAAACCUCCCCAAUCAAAUCCAAUCCAUGGAUCUUUUUUUCUUUCCAUGCUAAACAAAAUGGGGAUUUCCUUGCAACUUGUUAUUAAAUGUUCAUUUCCAAUUUAUUUUUCCUCAAAUGAUUCUUUGCUAAAUUGGGAUGUUAUCUUUAGAGAGACAAAGUUCAUGCUUCAUUUAAACAUUCAUUUAUUUUAAGGCAAGGAAGUAAACCAUGUGGAAUCCAUGAAUUUGUGAGGAGUAUGAAAGUGAUACUAUUUUGUUUGUAUUAAGCAUUAGCUGUUGUUUUGCAUUCUGCACUAAUGAGUAAAUCUGUUAUAAUCUUGCUUAACAUUGGUCUAUUUUUGAGUUUUUGCUUUCUUCAUGUACAUUGAAAGGAACCCUGAAAACUUCUGUGGAGUUGCUUAAGAUGGUCAUCAGUGUAACAAAAUGCAGAUUUUUUUCUGUAAAGCUGCUUAUUUCCUUUCCUAGAUGUCCAUUAUAGGGCAUUAGAAGGGAAAGCUGUUGCCAUGAGCAUGGAUUCAUAUUUUAGCUUACUAAUGCAUGGUGUCCUUUUGCUACAUUGCUUAAGUGAUUCUCUCACUAGAACCAAUGGGAAUCUUGCCCAGGUCAGGAGUAAAUGAAAUACCCAAGGCAAAGAUAUUAUGUUGGCUGGGGCCAGGCAAGGUACAUUGCUAAGUUUGUCUUUUACUCCUCCAUUUGGAUUACAGCACCCUUAUGGUUUUGCUUUUUGAGGACCACGUAUCUGGUUCUGUAAGGAUUUGGUCUUGCUCCAGCUAAAGUAGUUUGAAGUACCUUGACUUCAGUUGAGUCAGGAGCAAGCCUUCAAAACCUUCAGGAAUUUCUUACUGCUGAUGUUUUAUAUGUGUUUUUUUGUUCUGUGAUUUAUUUUUUUUUUUUAAUUUUACAACCACAUACACAAAGAUGCUCUGGAUGAGAUAGAGGUCUGUUGCUGAUUAUGGAAAAACAAAUGCCAUGGUUGCCAAAAGACCUGGUUUCUUUGAAGUUAGUGGCUGAGCUUCUUAAUUUUGAGCUGCAUAAAGUUGGAAGGGAAAAUAAAAUCCACUUUGAAAUAAAUGUGGUCAAACAGUAGUUCUGGGAAUCUCUCCUUUAAAAAUGUAUCACAGCUAAAAAGUGUCAGCUUACCUGAAAUAUCUGCAGUAAAGACAGAAUUGAAUUUUUGAAAAUAAAAUCACUUUUUCAGUUUGUAUUUCAGUUUUUUCAAGGAAAAACUACUUGAUUUAAUUUCCUUCUGCAUCUGUCCAGUAACAUCAUUUGCAAGUGCUUUGAACGUGUUUCAUCUAGAGCCUUCUUGUCAGGUUGUUUUGUACAUUUUUCCUUAUUUCCUUUAUAUUGUACUGACCCCCAUGAGGGAAUACUUGAUGAAAAUGAUUUUUUUUUUUCUUCUUCAUUAUAUAAUAAACCAUCUUGCUCUUACCCAUUGUA
Messenger RNA from Parus major (Great Tit), 8745 nucleotides. It is a transcript of the gene ZMAT3, whose product is annotated as zinc finger matrin-type 3. Gene Ontology annotation, molecular function: nucleic acid binding; zinc ion binding. The coding region runs from base 2844 to 3713 and encodes 289 amino acids. The transcript is spliced from 6 exons. NCBI's taxonomy places the organism in Eukaryota, Metazoa, Chordata, Aves, Passeriformes, Paridae. The record is from RefSeq and is a predicted model, not a curated record.